AUGCCCGUCAAGCAAGUUACGGCCUACCACAAGCCCGAUGAGUUUAUCGGUGGCAGUGGUCCCAUUGAACCCGUGAAACGAUUUUCCGUCACGAAAAAAGCUCCCGCCACCAGCUCGGGUCUGGACAAGCCCGAUUUCUUUCUGGGCGGUUGUGAAGCUGCUACGGAACAAAAGAGUCGCAAAAUGAAGAUGCGUGCCAGCUGGGUCACUCCCAAGGGUGACGAACCGGAACACUCGUUGGAAUCCCUCAUGUCGCACAACACACCCAAGAAGGAUCAAAUGGGAGGAUCCGUGCCGGUCAUCAAGACAAAUUACAAUCUCCACCAUGACAGUGACGACGAGGAUGAAGACAAGACCAAGACAACGGCGGGAUCUUCUACGACGAGCUACCAGAAACCAGACGAUUUCUUGGGGGGCAGUGAACCUGGAAAGGCGGUGCGUCGUUGGUCUCGUCCCGCCGCACCCAAGGAAGAACCGGCCAAGAAAAAGUACGACAUCGAGUGGGAAAAGCCCGGUGAUUUCAUUGGUGGAUCCGAACCAAAGCCUGUCAAAAAGUGGACACCCCCUCCCAAAGAUGACGAUGACAAACCCGCAAAGAAGAAAUAUGAUAUUGAAUGGGACCAUCCAGAUCAAUUUCUGGGCGGAUCUGAGCCAAAGCCUAUCAAGAAAUGGACACCACCGCCCAAAGAUGAUGAUGACAAGCCGGCAAAGAAGAAGUACGACAUUGAAUGGGAUCACCCAGAUCAGUUCUUGGGUGGAUCAGAGCCAAAACCCAUCAAGAAAUGGACACCACCGCCCAAAGACGAUGAUGACAAGCCAGCAAAGAAGAAGUAUGACAUUGAAUGGGAUCAUCCAGACCAGUUCUUGGGUGGAUCAGAGCCAAAACCCACCAAGAAAUGGACGCCUCCGCCCAAGGAAGAUGACAAGCCUGUGGAAAAGAAAAAGUAUGACAUUGAGUGGGAUCAUCCUGAUCAAUUCUUGGGUGGCUCUGAGCCCAAACCCAUCAAGAAAUGGACUCCACCUCCCAAGGAUGAUGAUAAACCUGCAGAAAAGAGGAAGAGUGACAUUGUAAUUGAGGCUCCCAAUGAUUUCUUGGGCGGCAGUGAACCCAAGCCCAUCAAGAAGUGGACGCCACCCCCCAAGGACGAUGACAAGCCAGCAGAAAAGACUACGAGUCACAUCACAAUUGAGACUCCCAGUGAUUUCUUGGGUGGAUCUGAGCCCAAGCCCAUCAAAAAGUGGACUCCUCCACCAAAAGAACCCGAAGAACCAGCCAAGAAGAAGUACGAUAUCGAGUGGGAUCACCCGGAUCAAUUCUUGGGUGGCUCUGAGCCCAAACCCAUCAAGAAGUGGACACCACCACCAAAAGAGGAGGACAAGCCUGUGGAAAAGAAAAGGUAUGACAUUGAGUGGGAUCACCCGGAUCAAUUCCUGGGUGGAUCGGAACCAAAGCCCAUCAAGAGGUGGACUCCACCUCCCAAGCCCAAGGAAACUAAGAAAGACUAUGAUAUCAAGUGGGACAAACCUGGUGGCUUUUUGGGUGGCUGUGAUAUUCCCGAAGCCCGUAGGUGGAAACCAAUUCCCAAGGAGGAGCAAGUGCCAGCUCCGUGGGAAAUGGGAAAGGGCCGAAAACCCAGAACGGCUUCGAUCGGUCAUGGCAACAAGGCGGGACCAAACCGAAACAACGCCAGAGCCAGUUGGGUUGCGGAUACCAUUAAUCGUCACGUAGCUGCCGCCGCUGCCGAAGAAGAAGAAGAGCCGGAAAUGAGUCUCGACCAGCUGGCUAGUGAAGACAAGGAAGAAAAGAAGAAGGUUACCGGCGCUGCGAAAUGGGGCAUGAGUAUGCCUGCCAUGGGACAUGACAUUCACGACGACGACGAUGAGGAUUACAACGAGCACAUGUCCUACAAACAGCAUGUGAGCCACUUUCACAAGCCCAACGACUUUUUGGGAGGUUCGAUGCAACCCAAUGUGGAAACGGCUCCUCGCAAGGCCAAACUGAGGGCGAGUUGGGUGCAACCGAAAAACUAA
Messenger RNA from Seminavis robusta, 2031 nucleotides. Lineage: Eukaryota; Bacillariophyta; Bacillariophyceae; Naviculales; Naviculaceae. The record is from the annotation of a GenBank genome assembly.